AUGCCUCCCAAGCAGGUCAAGAAGGUCGACAAGGACGGCAAAGCACCACCUAAGCCUGUAUCUCCUGCUAAGGAUGGCAGUAAGAAGACUGCAACCGAACCAGCCAAAUCUCCCAGUCCUGCUAAACCAGCUACUUCACCAACCGGCGACAAAAGAAAGCGUGGUGAUGGAGAAGAUGACGACGAUGAAGAAGAAGACAGCCGCUCUCCACCAAGAUCCAGAAGACCCAAGAAACCAAAACUCUCGCCCAAGACUGGGAGGAAAGUAAAGAUGGAGGCGUACCUCAGAGACCGUAUCAAAGACCUGCGCUUCAACGUCGAGCCCGUCGAGGGCCAUGAGCCCGACGAUGAAGACGAAGACGAGCCCAAUGAGGACUGGGCUUCCAUGACCCGUCUGCGUCAACGCUGCGAUGACCGCCUUGACGAGAUAGAAGAGGCUAUUCGUACACUCGGCAACGAAAAACUCAUCAAGUAUACAAAACGCAAACCGCCCAUUCCGCUGCUUGAUAUCCCAGAGCACAAGAGCGAGCAGACACGUCAUGAAAAGCGACAGAAGAACAAGGAAAUCAAAGACAAUGAGGAGAUUGAUCCGAUCGCAGAAAAGAACCAUGUGAAGAAAUCCAAAAAGUUCCCAGGUGGUAUAAAAUACGCAUCAGCAAAGCUACUCGGAGAUAUUGUAAAGAUACUGGAGAGGGAGUUUGGAGAGGAACUGGCCAGAAGAAGAGUUCAGCACCCUCAUGACGUGAGUCUUGCAAAACAUCCAUCCAAACGCGUCAGAAAGGCAAAAGCGGCAGCAGAAGCCAGAGGAGAAUCCCCCAAGUUGACCAGAAGUCUUGAAAAACAGUGGACCAAUCACGGGCUCAACCUUCGGGAGCUGAUGGACCUUUACAAUCGUCAUGGUUCGGUUGCCCCUGCACCUGCUCGGGAUGACCUCGUUCAGAAAUGCCAACAGUACGGCCUCAGCACUUCAGGAGAUCUCUGGAAUCUGGAAAGGUCUAUACUCAUGUACGAGUUGUCAGGCAAACAACGCAUGUAUGGACUGCCGCAGGAAGCCAUCAAGGAUAUCAUUUCUGCUCUUGGCGACAUCAAGGCCCCAGGCGAUACUGAGGCAGCCAAGGACGACGGUGGUGACGAUAGUGACGAUGCUACCGGUCCGUUUGAUGACCUCAAGGCUGAUGGAAAAGGCAAAGACAUGUCAAAGGAUGGCAAGAGCGGCAGCAAAGACGCCACUGCCUCUUCCAAGGAUGGCAAGAAGAGUGGUAAAGAAACUGGAACAUCACCGACCAAAGAUGGAUCGAAGGACGGCAAAAAGGACGACAAGAAGGCUGGCAAGAAAGGUGGCAAGAAGGAUGACAAGCAAGACGGCAAAAAGGACGACAAGAACUUGCGAAUGAAGAAAACAAGAUCGAACAAAACAAUCGAUCUGUUCGGUGAAGAUACCAGGCUCAAGGUCCAGAAGGAGAUCACAAUCACAGAUGGUGGUCAAGCCCAAAGAUUCACCCAGGUGAACGUCUCUGGAACUGCAGAUCGUUGCAUGUGGAACGCCGUUCAACUCAACUGGAUCGGAAGAGAAAGAGCACCAGGUAGACGUGUCGCAGAUCAAUAUCCCGUCAACGACCGAGUGCGCGAUCUCUGGAACGCAGUUAUGCAUCCUUCGGAGGGCACCACAAAUCCGGCACGCCAGUCAAGACUCAGACUUUACACGCUCUUGCAGGCUGGAAGCCUCGACCGUGAUGAUACAAGACUAGAGCACCGUAUCAACAACCGGCGAAUGGGUGAUUCUGAUAUGGCCCAAGUGAUCGCCGACGCAUUGGACAUCGAGAUCUUCAUGUACGCUCCUCUGCACAGUUCUGAUGGUAUCACAUGGGAAAGAACUGUGAGAGGUCAGCCACAGAACGAUAGCGCACGCCAGAUUCAUAUUGCAAACUACACACAUGCAGUACAUUGGACGGCAUUGACACCAAUUGGACCCGGGCCCGUCACUUUGCCCGCUCUGGGAGAAAUGCAUAGGCACCCGAUUCCGGGCAGUGAUGUACCUAUCCCAGCACUCACGCGUCUUCAGCCGGGAGACGAGGAUAACACUGAUCUCCGAGAUGAGGAUCUGCACGACAGCCCUGAGGAUGGACAUAUCGCAGACACAACUGAGACUGCAGAAGAGGAGGAAGAAAAAGAUGAUGAUGAUGAUGACGAUGCAGAGGAUGAAGACAUGGACGAGGAAGAAGAUGCCGAUCGCGACGGCGGUGUACUUCCACCUCCAGCUGCAGGAGCCGCUACCACCACUGCUUCAAGUUCUGCUGCCAGAAGACUAUCACCAUCAGCAUCGCACUCCUCUCGCGGCUCGUCCGCACCAGCAGCUACAGGUCGUGGUUCUCACAGCACGUCAGCGUCCCAGAAGCGAGCAAGAAGGCGAGCUCGAUCGAGGUCAAAGAGCAAAUCACGCAGCACGUCUCAGCCCAGAGGUGUGCAGAAGAACGUUCAAAAGAUCCAGCCAUUGAGCAAGAAAGCACUCAAGAACAAGAAAAAGGCGCUUCUCAAGACUUUCCAGAACUUCUAUGUCGCAAUGCCUAGUCCUCAGAACAUGGCAGGUGCCAUUCGCUCUCCAUACCUACAUUUAGUCGUGGCUUCCGUUUAG
Molecule: messenger RNA, 2631 nt
Organism: Aureobasidium melanogenum CBS 110374
Lineage: Eukaryota; Fungi; Ascomycota; Dothideomycetes; Dothideales; Saccotheciaceae
Exons: 3
Coding region: 1-2631 (876 amino acids)
Source: RefSeq, a predicted model, not a curated record